Molecule: messenger RNA, 7413 nt
Organism: Bombus impatiens (common eastern bumble bee)
Lineage: Eukaryota; Metazoa; Arthropoda; Insecta; Hymenoptera; Apidae
Gene: sog
Product: dorsal-ventral patterning protein Sog
Exons: 8
Coding region: 2821-5712 (963 amino acids)
Biological process (GO): multicellular organism development
Molecular function (GO): protein binding
Source: RefSeq, a predicted model, not a curated record
GGAAAUAUAUGUAAGCGCACGCGCGCACACUUGCACAAUAUACUGUACAUCGAGCAUGUAAACGCGUACGCACACACGUAGAUGCGAGCACGGGUCCCGGUGCGGCAGCGUGGUCGGCUAUCCCCAUAAAAGCGACGGACUCGACCGGCCUGCGGACAGUUGUCAUCGUUGGCUACAUCGGCGCAACGUGUCUCUUUGCGCUCUAACCGUGUUUCGACUGUUUAUCGAAAUAUAUCUCGGGGUGAUAACCUCUUCGACACAAACGAGACGAGAGUUCCGUAUACGCUUUUCAUCACAGGAUAUCAUCCCCUAAUUCACGCGCGAACCCUCGCGGCGAGCUUGCGCACUAUUGAAAAGGGACAUGAAAUGUACGCAUUUCUCGAAUUCGCGACAACAGAUAGCAAUCGAAGAUAAAUAGUGAACAAAAGAAUGCGAGUGCGAGCGAAUGAUUGUUCGGAGAAUUGUAUUAUGAUCGCGUGAUCGAACGACUGAUUGAUCGAAGACGACUGAGAAAAAAGACGUCGAUAAGAUCGACUGUUCGUCACUCGUUUAUAGAUAACGCGAACGAUAUCUCGGAACGAUCGUUGCCGAAAUCUGACGUACUUAUAUAUACCCGUUGACUUGAUCUGUUUUAUGAGAAUCUAAAUUAAGAAAUAGCGUGAAUUGGAUUGAUAUUUCUACUUUCUUUCGUUGGUGGUCACGGUAUACUACACGUGGUUGAAAACUAUUAUAAGAGAAGAAGAUACGAGCCGGUAAUACCGAGUGCAAGCGCCAGACAGAGCGACGCUUCCGCGGGCAAAGCCGUGUCCUGUCUCGUCUUUCGUGUGUAUAGGACAACCCACACGGUCACGCGCGCGCACGCUCGAGAGUGUAAUAGAGACACGUAUAUAAGUACGUGGAGUGGCACACGUACCGGUAGACGAGGCGCGCGUGCACACGCGUGUACGAAAGCGAAAAAGCGAUUCGUCGUGGCGCAAGCGCGAAAGCAGAAGCUUUUUCGAGCGAGCCAGCCGGAGGAGAGAGAGACGGUGGUGCCGAUGAUCAGAUACAUCGGAUUCAGUGGCGGCACGGGCGUAGAGAGCAAGUCGAGUAACAGCUUCCCACCAGUCAGUCACUCACGAUCGGCUAGUCAGUCACGGCAGUCACGCGCCGACCGUGUCAGACGCACGCUGGUCUGUUGGUUCGCGUGGAAAGAGGCCGGUCAAAUAAACCGAGAUCUAAACGGGUGAGAAACAAAAAGGAUUCAGUGUCAACGUCGUUGAUUGUAAAUCGUGCGACCGUAGUCGGACUUGUUACACUCGAUAUAUACGACGGUGGUAUACCACUACGCAGCGCAGGCGCGAUGCAACGUUUCACGGACCUCGUCGAGAUUCGGUGUCGAUGAUCACUUUCGAUUACAGUGUGAACCGGCGAGUCGAACCAAGGCAAUCGUGUAUAUUCUAAGCGAAUCUUAUCGGUGUCAAAGACGAUCGAGAACGGUGUUCAGCUCUUCUUUGUUGGUACUUUUUCAAACCGAUGAAUCCAAAUUUGUUUUGGAAAUCGGUUACCUAGGAUAAAGUCGCGGUAAUCCCAGGAGGGAUAAUCGUGUGGAACCACCGUAUCAGAUGCGCAUACCGGCGUUGUUGAACCGCGAGGAAAGGGACGACGACAACGCACACGGGGCUCGUAGGUUAAGAGAGUUAGUGAGGUGCGGAGGUGCGUGGAAGAGUGCGCCGGUUAAAAUCGUGACAGAGGGAGGAAGAAGAGAGAGAGAGAAGAAGUGGCAAGCGCACGGUACGACUCGGUCGCCUCGCUCUUUCGUAUCCCUCUCGUCUCGAAACUCGUCGCUCGUUGUGUACCGCCUUAUAAAACGCGCGCGCAGUAACACGGAACGCGCGACGACCACGGGAACGGAGAAGAAGAGCGGCGGGGGACAGCCGGAGAGUUAGAGUCGUACGAACUCUCUGUGCACUCGGUAAAAGAGAGAAAUAAAUAGCGAUAGUGCAAAAAAGAGACGGCCAGACGGUGUUCGAGCUGGCUUAAAGGAAAGAUAGAUAAAGAGAGAGAAAGAAUAACGAACCUGCGUGUGUACCUUAGCCUAUUAAGCCGUCGGAUGCGCUCGUUCAACGUGUCUCGAACGGUGCACGAUACCUCGCCGCGUUAUCUGCAGUAAAUAUUGCGGCUAACACACGGCCUCUCUCUGGGUCUGCCGCUGAUUGUUUCUAAUCAUUAUCGCACACGUUCGCGACCUGUGUACGCGUACUAUCGUCGUCGUGGUUCGUCAUUGUCGUCGAUUCUUUCGUCGUCAUAAACGUUGUCGUGGUAACCCGUCGUUGUGUCAUUAUAUCGGUAUUGUUAUUGUUCGCGAACGAUACUUUUUGUAAUCGUCAUCGGUGUGUUGUCGCGUGGACACGUUAUAUGCGCUCGGAGAGGAGAGAGAAGAAAAGAAAAGAAAAGAAUCGAAGAAGAUGAUGUGAUACAACACACAGUGCCACAGAGAGUGCAGAAAGUUUUGUGCAGUGAACGUUCGUUAAUAGACCAGUGGCCGCGGCUCUGAAGAACAGACAGAGAAAGAGCACACGCGUGCAAGAUAGAAUAGAACGAGACAAACAACGUGUGAGGAAUAGGUAUAGUGAAAAAGAGAUAGAAAUAGAAAAUACGAGUGAGAGAAACGUAUUGGCGGAAUAGAGACGAAGGAGAACACGCUAUAUGCGUUGAAGCACCCGUGUCGAGUGCCAGCGACGAGACAGUGAAUUGGACAUACGCGAGAGUAAGCGUGACAGAAAGAAAGAGGAAAAGGAUUCUAAAAGACAUCAUAAGACUUUUUCGAUAUUAUCAAAGAUGCAUUUCUACGGUAGUUUAUUGUCGAUUUUGCUGGUCGUUCUUUCUUGUCCCUUGACUGUUCGUACACGCAGGGUGGCUCCUUUGAUAGAGGAAGACUGGGCUAGGAGACCUCAUCGCGCCGCCGAAUGUACGUUCGGCAAGCAGAUACGGGAACUGGGCUCCACCUGGUUCGCGGAUUUGGGCCCGCCCUUCGGAGUCAUGUACUGCAUCAAAUGCGAAUGCAUUCCGGUGCAGAAGAAACGGCGAAUCGUAGCGCGGGUUCACUGCCGUAACAUCAAGAACGAAUGCCCGGAACUUACGUGCAAAGAGCCAGUUCUCCUUCCAGGCAGGUGUUGCAAAUCUUGUCCUGGAGACUUUAGUAGCGACAUAGUGCAGGAUUUGCCAGCGCAAUUGACCUCCGAGGAAGAGGAACGAAGUCUAAAACAUUUUGGGACACUUUUAACUGGUAAAACAUCUCAGGUACUACGUCGCGAUGAACCCAGCCCGACAUCAAUGUACAACAGUGCUUAUAACUAUCUGGCCACAGGUCGUUUCACAUUUCACCGCAAAAAUCUGUACUAUUCCUUUUAUUUGUCAACAUCCACUCCUCGUCCAAGAAACAUACAAUUUAUCGAUGGAUCGGGAAGUAUUCUAGAGGAACAGACGAUCGACCCUAUUGGUGGAGUGUACCAAAAUGCUACAGGUAAACUUUGUGGAGUAUGGAGGAGGGUCCCUCGAGAUUACAGGAAACUGCUGCGUGAGGAACGCCUGCACGUGUCCUUUAUAUGGGAACCGUCGGCUACCUUGACUGGACAGUUGUCCCGUUAUCGCGCCUUGUCCACGGAACAGUAUUCUUCCUUGUUGGAGCCCACAAUGGGAGUGGAUCGCUCGCUGAUGUCAGGUGCAGGAGCUACCGCCAUAGUUUCAGCGUCCUCGGCAUCAGCGCCAUCUAUCCACGUAUCUUUGGUAUUCAAUGGCGUCUUUCUACCUAACGAUGUCUCCGAAGUACCACUAAUCGUCCAAUUGGAACACAUGGAGAAGGAUUAUGUAGUUUUACGGGAGGAAAUAAUAGUGAAGAAGCCGUCGAACGAAUUAAACUUUGGGGAAGUUCGGAGCGCCUUAUCUGGGGCGGACCUUCGUUUAUUAACAAGAGGCAAGCUCUCUAUUAGCAUAAUGUCAAGAAAAGAUCCUCAGGCACUUCGAUUAGCCGGGGUAGUGGGUCCACGUGCCAACUGCGAGAUGUAUCAAACUUUGCUGAUCUCAGAAACACCUUCAGCAGCUUCUGGAUUGGCCUGGGCGUUUUUAGAUCGCGCUGGUUCGUUGCGUUAUGGCGUUCAGUUGAUAGGACUGGAAGAAGAGAGUCCUUUGGUAACAUUAGUAGAUGAAGGUGGUAAACGUCGCACCGAAUUGGAAGAUCUGACGCCUUCUCUUGUUGAUGGUUUAGCUAAUGGAUCCUUAGAGCGUCCAGGACCACGAUUCCUUGAACCCUUGUUUAAUGGAGAACUUGCAGUUGUUGCUGCCUCGCACGUUGGAUCUAUGUUGCGUGGCCGAUUACUACAGAGACCUGUAGCUGAUGCUAAAGAUACUGCUGCACCUGUUUUGCUCAGAAGACUGUCCCAGGAACCUUUAAAUCCUGGUCCAGUUGGUCUGGUCUGGACAGCUGUCGAUCUAGACUGCUCUUUACAUUAUGAGCUUGAAAUUGCUGGCUUCCCUCAAACGUCUUCCACAAACAGCCACGAACCACGCACCCUCCGACUUUAUCUAGAAACCAUGCCCUUAGUAGUUCAAGGAGCACCUGUAGCUAGGAGAUUAUUGGAAGAGUUCACUGGAUACGUGUUGGAAGGUUCUGUCACUGGACUCUCACCAGUGGAAUUAUACAGAAUUGAAUCUGGUAUUGGUUUCCUUGAAGUAACUGAUAAACAGGCUGAAAGGAUUUUGAAGGCUCCGUUCAAAGCCAGGGCGCCGCUCAGCUGUCUUCCUCAUUAUGCGGAUAACGAUGUUGCCUCGGUGGUCGCGUAUAAUCUUUACCCACCCAGGUCGGAUAUUGAAACUGGCGCGUGCUUCCAUGAGACUAGAUUUUACGAAGAGGGUACUCAGUGGACCUCCAGCACAGAUCCGUGCUACAUGUGCCACUGUCACCGUGGACUACCACAGUGCGAUCCAAUGCCUUGUCCAGUUCUUACCUGCGCUGAGGGCAAGCAGUUGAGGCCUGCUUCUGGUCACUGUUGUCCUAUUUGUUCAAGUCCAGGGAUCAACAUGAAUGCGACGGGGAAGAAUGUCAGUUCGGUGACAAGAGGUUGCACACUGGCUGGCCAGUUCCACCUACCAGGAGCGUCAUGGCAUCCAUAUUUGCCACCAAUGGGGUUCGACACUUGCGCAGUUUGCACGUGUGAUCCCGUUACGCUAGAGGUGAAAUGUCCGCGGGUACAGUGCCCGCCAUUGGAUUGCGACGAGAAGAUCGCCUUCAGACCCAGUAAGAAGGCAUGUUGCAGACAGUGUCCGGCGAUGACGCCUAGCACGAUCGCAGGAGUUGGGGGCGACACGACACGUUUACCACGGGACCAGGCGGCGCCAUCCACUAGGCGCACUGCUGAUGAGAUACUGGCUUCCGGCGGUUGCAAGUAUCCCCUUGGUGGUCCGUAUGAGAACGGGAUGGAGUGGCAUCCACGAGUCCACUCGCACGGAGAAAUGAAAUGCGUCAAGUGCAGGUGCAAGAAUGGCGAGGUCAGGUGCGACAGGAAACGAUGUCCACGGGCGCUAUGCAACACGAUCGCGCACCAGAUAAAACGCGGCGAGUACGUUGCGGACGGUGAUGACUGUUGCACGGUCCAGUGUCGCCGGGCGAGACGUCAUCAUCGUAACAAUCAUCAUCCAGCUCGGCAUUCGGUGACACCACGUGAACUCAGCUGAGUAGUUCCAGCCGCUGCUACCAAGCUUCCUUCGAGCAGUAUCCUGGUCCACGGUAAUGCUCCUGGACCUCAUUUCUCUCUAUAGCCAUCGAUUAGCCAUGCCGUAGUCGUCGUCAUCGUCGCUACUUUCGAUUCCAAAGCGAUUCUAGAGCGACCGGGAAGCUAUGAGAAAGUGAUAGAAGUGAAUUAGUAUCAGAAGCCUACAUUCAAAUCAAGAAGUACGGAGAAAAUUACAGAUGGUUCUUACAGUCUGCCGGCACCAUCGAUUGUACAGUUUCACAGAGACACAUAUUGUUUGAAAACUAGCCUCUUUGGAUUAAUGAACGUUGUAGAACAAUAUGGAAGGCAUAUCAUUAGGUUAUGCAAGAUUCAAGAUUCAAUUUAUGCAGGAACGAGAUUAAACGAAGCCAUCUAGGCGAGAUAAGGGGCAGUGAGGCACCUCGGUCUGUAUAUUGUAUGAAGUUGGUCAAUUUGGUCGGUUUUGAAUAAAUCGCCUGCAAAGUCUGCUAUCUCUCCAUAUGGUAACCAAUAAUGAUUUUCCAGAAUUUAUGAUUGAAUAAUCAUCCUAAACAAGUGUUCUGAGAGAGGAUGCUGGAAAUGCACGGCGUCAUAUCCAGCGCAGCAGCCAUCCUUAAGAAAAGAAGAAUCUAUGAAGAAACGAUUGGUGCUCAUUUUGAAUGCUAUAUUUGGGAAUGAUAAAUCACAGCCGGAAGAUGGUAAUCAGUGAAACAGAAAGAUUCGCUGCUGGGAUGAUCGGUGGCCAUCGCAGGAAGCCAUAAUAAUGAUAAUAUCAAUAACAAUAUAGUGCGAGCACGGCAAAACAGGAAGGAACGUGGAUCGUUCUCGUCAGACGUUAUUCUUAUAUUCUCGUCGCUUGCUCGGUUAUGCGCUAUAGAGUCCCUUGCAGCACCCACAACCAGACUUUUAUUAAUCAAUUGGCUCUCAUCAACGGACCAACGGACCGGAAGCCAACUGCUCUCUAUCUUCGAAUGACCUCUCGCAUACACGUACGUAUGCUAUGCACACGUUUAUAUUCGUAUACAUACAUAUGUACAUAUGUGUACGUAUAUUAUAUAGUAUGACGGGUGUAUUGGACGAAAAAGCUAGAAGAAGAGAAAGAGAGAUUCGAAAAUGAAGAAAAAUACAAAUCUGGAGAAAGCUUUUAAUUAUUUGAUUUCCAAAUUUUAAUCUCUCGAUCAAGAUUAUUUCAAAGAAUUUUGUAUUCUCUGCCGUAUUAUUUGUUUUAGUUCCGAUUCUAAUUUCCAUAUUCGUCAGGCCUAUCUCUUCUUUUUCGUCUGCAAAGAAUUCUUACUUUUUAAAACCUGCUUUUUUAAUGCUAUACUCACUCUUAUCAGUUCAGAUAUGUUACUCUCAGUCUCUUCUAUCCCAAAAUGGCUCUAUCCGGUGUACGUUACCUUUCAUUUCAUCUCCUGGUUUGCAUUUUGGCGGGAUGCGAGGUCGUUUCCGGUCUGCUGCUCUGAUUUCUGGAGAGAGUUAUUUUCAUUAUUACUUUACUGUAAUCAGAGCAAUCGAAGAAUCUCUCUCCUCGUUUCGCUACAUUUAUUUUUUAAAAGAAAGUUGGCUUCUGGAGAGAGUUUAAAGUCGUGGCGGCAAGUACAGAGUCCUACUGUACCCACCAACCUUAUCGAGUUACCCAGCAACCAAAGAAGACUGAAGAACCUCCGAUGGUGGCAUCAGUUAU